Ilex paraguariensis (yerba mate) is the source of this 1650-nucleotide messenger RNA. The record is from the annotation of a GenBank genome assembly. Lineage: Eukaryota; Viridiplantae; Streptophyta; Magnoliopsida; Aquifoliales; Aquifoliaceae.
AUGACACAUUUUGCAAGAGAUGCUCUUGCUGCAUUUGUCACUUAUUCGACGACAACAAGGAUCCAAGUCUUUUGGCUGGAAUGCACAUGUGAAUCUGGUCAAGGGGACUCCUGUGGCUUAUCUUGCCACAUUGAGUGCGCCCUCCAACAUGGAAAAGUGGGCGUUGUUGAACUUGGGCAAUUGAUGCAUCUUGAUGGGAGUUAUUGUUGUGUGCUUGCUUGUGGUAAGGUGUCUAGUAUUAUUGGGUUCAAAGAACUGCAUGAAAUUGUUACAGAAGCUAAGGCUAAGUUAGAAACAGAGGUGGGUCCAGUUAAGUGUGUGUUUCAGCCAAGUUGGCACGUGGCAUUGUCGGCAGACUCUCUGUUGCAGGUGAUGUGCAGACACUCUGCUCUCGUGCGAUUGAGAAAGCAGACGAAUCUUUGGCUGCGGGUUAGUGUGAACCCAAAUAUCAGAGCUAUCGAGGGUUCACUUCCUGCAGCUUGCAGAUUCCUCUUUGAAGAGGUGACUUCUUCUUCGGUCGUAAUUUUAUUGAUCGAACUAUCUAUUGCGUCAUCCAACGAUAUUCAGGGCUACAAGCUCUGGUAUUGUAAGAAGAAGAAGAAAAAAAACACACAAAAGAGCCUGUGUGUGUUUUUUCCAAGAUCUCAGAGAAGAAUUUUGAUAACCAAUUUGCAGCCUUGCACGGAGUACUCCUUCCGGAUUGUAUCCUACACGGAUGCUGGUGACUUGGGACACUCUGAGGCUAAGUGUUUCACAAAGAGCGUGGAGAUAAUUCACAAGAAUCCCAACUCAAAUGCAUUGAACCAUAAGAAAGCAGAUUCACAAAUUGGAGGAAGUUCUGGUUCCAGGAUGAAGCAUAAGAACACAACCACCAUUGAAUCUGACUCUGGAUUCAAGGUCCGAGACCUCGGGAAAAUCCUGCGGCUGGCAUGGGCUCAAGAACAAGGCUGCUUUGAUGGGUUCUGCAGUGUAGAUAUAGAGAAAGGCUGUGGAGUUAACAAAGUGAAAAAGGAAACUCUGCAAGAAGUUAGGGUACCAUCUGUUUCACGUGAGCUUGACUUAAAUGUAGCUUCAGUGCCUGAUUUAAAUGAAGAGGUAAUACCUCAUAUAGAGUCCUCUAGGGAUGAAGAUAAUGGAUGCACAUUUGGUCAAACUGUUGAAGCAGAUGAUGCUAUUUUAAAUAAUAUUGAGAGAAAUGACGCAGCAAGGGUGCACGGGAGUGGUGACUCCCAAAACUGGAACCACGUUCUGAAUAAGGAAGUUCCUGCAGUUGACUCCCGGGCAGAAUCCUGCAGGAAAAGGGCAGCUAGCACAAAUGAAGAGACGUUUGAUUGUGAUAGCACUUUGAUAAAUGGAUCACCAUUUCGAAUCCACAAUGAGUCAGAGUGCUUGGAUGAGAACUUCGAGUACUGUGUGAAGAUUAUUCGUUGGCUGGAAUGUGAGGAUUACAUUAAAAAGGAAUUCAGAUUGAAAUUGCUGACGUGGUUUAGCUUGAGGUCAACGGAGCAGGAACGCAGGGUGGUCAACACUUUUAUUCAAACUCUAAUUGAUGAUCCUAGUAGCUUAGCAGGACAGUUGGUUGACUCCUUUUCAGAUAUCGUAUCCCUCAAGAGGCCACGGAAUGGUUUCUGUAGUAAGCUGUGGCAUUAG